AGCAGUAGCCAGAGGGCCUAGCAUAGCAGUAGCAGCUCACUCCCACUCUCUCAAAGAAAAGGCGCAAUCCCCAUCUUCUCCCAGUCCCAGGCGCCCUCCCUCCAUAGCCAUAGGUAGCUUCUUCGGCACAGGGAAAGCGGGAAUCUGGCCCUAUGGCGGAGCAGGGGAAGAAGUCGGGGGAGCAGGACAAGAAGAGACCGCGGUUCUCCGAGAAGGCCGAGGGCAGCGGCGCCAAGAAGUCCAGCGCCGUGGCGGUGACCACAGUGUCACCGGCGGAGCUCGCGGUGCCGAGUCCGGUGGCCCCGAGGAGGGCGGCGCUGUCCUCGCCCAGCCCCGUUGCAAAGGCGCAGCCGGUCACCAGUCCUCUCGCCUUCAAGCCACCGGCGCUGCCGGUGCCGAGUCCGGUGGCCACGAAGACGCGGACACUGGCCGAGCUCAAUCCCGUUCCCAUCCCGAAGUCAGCCGCCACAGUGGCGGUGACCAGUCCGGUGGCCGCCACGCCACCGGCGCCCAGUCCAGCGGCAACGAGGGUGCUCGCGGCACAGAGUCCGGCGGCCACGAAGACGCCGACGCCCAGUCCAGUGGCGACGGUGGCAGUGACCAGUCCGGUGACCGCCAUGCCAUCGGCGCCCAGUCCAGCGGCAACGAGGGCGCUCGAGGCACAGAGUCCGGUGGCCACGAAGACGCCGACACCCAGUCCAGUGGCCACUGCGAAGCCGGCUGCCGUGGUGAAGCGGGAUGAAGAAGGCGCGGAACACAAUGGUGGCGCAAUGCUGGCCCUGGCGGCGGAAGAGGAGGAGCCUGCCAAUUUGGACUUGCCCAAGAAAUUGUUUCACUGCGCGGCCUGUCGUGCCCCCCUCAAGCCUCCGGUGUUCAAGUGCGAAAAGGAGCAUUUCGUGUGCUGCGCUUGCGGCGGCGGCGGAGACGGCAGAGCGAACAGGCACUGCGGUCCAUGCGGGCAUGACGUCUCCUACACCCACUCCGAGUUCAUGGACGGCGUGGUCGGCGCCUACAAGGUGCCGUGCCCGUACAAGCAGCACGGCUGCGCGAGCUCCAUCGUGUACCACGCGGCGGCGGACCACAAGGCCAAGUGCGCGCACGCGCCCUGCUACUGCUUCGAGUGCAUGCCCCCGUUCGAGGGCUCGCCAGCGGAACUCCUGCGACACCUCACGGCGCCGUCCGGCAAACACUCCUGGCUCACGGACAAGAUCAAAUACGAGUCUAGCCACCCGCUCGUCGUGCAGGCGCCGUCGGGGGAUUACCGCUGCCUGCUGCUCGCGGAGGACGGCAGCGUGUUCCUCCUGGCCGUGGGCGCCGGCAGGGGCCCGGCUGGGCGCCGCCCCGUCAACGUCGUGUGCGUCAGGGGCAACGCCGACGCCGACUCGAGGCCGCUGUACACGGGCGUGCUCUGGGUGGAUGGUCCUCCGGCCACCGCGGGCCAUCUUAGGGGCAGCGUCCAGGUGAAAGGGGACGUGGCGAGCUGCUCCGUCCCGGGCGAGGUGGACAUGGAACAGGGCUGGCUCCAUGCGCAUGUCAACCCCAACAUGCUGCACGGAGAGUCCGGCGAGGUUCAUCUGCGCCUCCGUAUAACCAGAUUCCCAUGAAUGAAUUAGCCAGGCUUCUCUGAUUUGAUCACUCCUUGCUCACCAUAUAUAUGCUGGGAGUUUGAUCUCACCGUAGUUACGCUAGCUACUACAUCAUUUUGCUCUGUUUUGGCUGUACAUGAACCCCGGCAUGAGCUAAUGUAUGGGAAAAACCCAGUAUGAACUUGUUA
Triticum aestivum (bread wheat) is the source of this 1774-nucleotide messenger RNA. RefSeq lists its product as uncharacterized. Gene Ontology annotation, molecular function: zinc ion binding. The transcript has 2 exons. NCBI's taxonomy places the organism in Eukaryota, Viridiplantae, Streptophyta, Magnoliopsida, Poales, Poaceae. The record is from RefSeq and is a predicted model, not a curated record. Bases 153 to 1604 code for a protein of 483 amino acids.